AAUCAAGUUAGCCUACGCAAUCAUGGGGGUCAGUGGAAGAGACGUUGUAUUUCUUUGCUUUUGUUCAUUCGGCCUUGGUGUUUUCGUAGGCUAUAAAUUAAAGUCUACCAGAAUAAAAUAUCUCCAAUGGAAAAGGGACCGUUUACUAAACAAGUUAAAAGAAACAACGAACAAAAUUAACAUUGAAACCAGCGUUGCAGGUAUUCACUGAGAAGGCAAUUAUUUUAAAAAACAAUAAAACUGUUUCCUGUUUUCUUCCCAUGAUGCAUUGUGUUGUUAAUAAUAAAUGCGCAUGGCAUCAAGUUAGUGUUAAGUUUUCGCUUAUGUUUCAGAUAUUGUGUUUAAUUUCAUCAUAGCUUAUGAACAGUCUCAGAAAUGUCAGGGUUUGAAAAUCUCGGCCUCGAUGAAUGGCUCGUCAAACAGUGCCUUUCAAUGGGAAUUUCGAAACCAUCCCCUAUUCAAAGCAAUUGCAUACCUCCGAUCUUGGAUGGACAGAAUUGUGUAGGUUGUGCCAAAACGGGCAGUGGAAAAACUGCUGCCUUCGCACUACCAAUUUUACAAAAACUCUCAGAAGACAGAUAUGGACCUUAUGCGCUUGUCCUUACACCUACUCGUGAGCUUGCGUUUCAGAUAGCAGAUCAGUUCAAAGUGUUGGGUAAAGAAAUCAAUAUAAGUGUUACUGUAAUCACUGGUGGAAUGGAUAUGGUUCGACAAGGUCAGGAUUUAACAGUAAAACCACAUAUUGUUGUUUCUACUCCUGGCCGGCUUGCUGAUCACUAUGAAAGCUGUGACACAUUCAGUUUGAAAAAAAUUAAAUUUCUUGUUCUUGAUGAGGCUGAUCGCCUGUUAGAAGAUACUGGUUUUGCAGAGCAACUGGAAAUUAUUUUCAAAAAGCUUCCAGAAAAAAGGCAAACACUACUCUUUAGUGCAACUAUGACACCAGCUAUUAGACAGCUGCAGGAAUCAUCAAAAGAAAAGGUGUUUUCGUGGUCACAGUCAGCAGUUGUUGCCACUGUGGAUGAACUUGACCAGCGUUACGUGCUUAUGAAUGCAGAUGUAAAGGAUGCAUACCUAAUGCAUAUUCUUGAUGUAUACACUAUAGAAAGAUCAAAGAGUUCCAUUAUUAUUUUUACAAGUACUUGCAAAUAUGCACAAAUUCUUUCAAUGAUGUGUGAUGAUUUAGGUUUUCCAUGUGUUUCCCUGCACUCCAUGCUGCCUCAGAAAUAUCGAUUGUCUGGCUUAACGAAAUUUAAGUCGGACCAAGUAAAAAUUUUAAUUGCCACCGAUGUUGCUAGUAGAGGCUUAGAUAUUCCCACUGUGGACCUUAUUAUAAACCAUAAUGUUCCAAAUCGACCAAGGGAUUAUGUUCAUCGUGUUGGACGUACAGCUCGUGCUGGCCGAGGUGGUAUGGCCAUCACCCUGGUAACUCAGUUUGAUGUUCAUCUCACUAAAACUAUUGAAUCGUUUAUAAAUACAAAACUGACAGAGCACCAAACAGAUGAAAAGGAGGUUAUGAAACUUCUUACAGAAGUUGCUGUUUCCCGCAGGGAAGCUGAAAUUCGUUUAGAUGAAAGAGACUUUGGUGAGAAAAGACAAAUAAAUAAGAGAAAGAAACUUAUUUUACAAGGGAAAGAUCCUGAGGAAGAAGAAGAACAAAAAGCUAAGAAAAUGAAACAAAAAGAUGGAAAGACAAAGGAUCAACGAGAUGCAGAAAAGCUGCAGAGAAAAGAGAAAUUUAAAAAUAAAUUUAAAAAGAACAUAGCAACGAAAAAGGUUUCUUAGAGGGUUAACUUUUGUUAGAUUAUCUUUCUGUUGAUGAAACCUCUAAUUUUAAUUUAAAUACAAAACUAGUGCUGUAUGUGUAAGAAUUUAAUUAUGGUCAUAAUAUUGGCAUGACCGACAUUUUAUUUUCCAUAGUCAUAGUCAAAGUGGUGGUUACCAAACUUGUUCCUGCACCUUUUGUCAAGUACACUUCAAAGUAACUGUUAUAUUCUCUAUGCUUAAUAUUUUACCCUAUAUGACCUAGUGUACCUAUUCAUUUUCACUGUCAUUGUUUAGAAAAAAACUGAUAAUUUAAAAAAAAAAUAAACAAGAAGUAAUACUUCAUUAAAUUCACCUGACUAUAAUCACAUCAGUAUUGUAGAGGCUUCUUCUAACAGUUAUAACCGAGUUACUCGUUUUAACUUUAACCAUUCAAUGUCACACCCUGUUAUAUGAAUGGAAAUAGAAUUAUGCAUUUUUUAAAAUGUAUUUUCACAAUAUUUGGAACCACUGAUCUAAAGGCUACCGGUACUGUGUGUAUUUAAUUAUUUUUGUGUUUUUUAGACUAAUGUAACUCAAACUGUACCAGUAUUUCAGAACACUACCAUUUUAUAGACUGAUAGAAAUAAAAAUUAAUACAUCUACUUACUGACCAAUGUUUCAUAUUACAGUUAUAUCAAUUUAACAAUUUAUAUUUGUUUUUUGGUUUCAAUCUAUGGCAUGGUUUAGGUACUCAUCUGAAACAAGAAUAUUUUUUUUGCGUUUUGUUAGUUCAGUCUAUUAAUAUUACAUUCAUUUCAGGUUUUUUUUCCAGGUUUUAUUUUUAAAAAUCUCAAUACCAUCUUAAAGAAAUUUUAAAAAAUCAAUUUCUUAAGAUUUGUAACUGUACCAGCAUUUACAACUUCAUUUUAACUGAAUAACUACCAGAUUGAAAAACUUGCUGUGGCUUAAUUAAAUAUAGGUCACAUUUUUUUCAUUUCAAGUGUAUGUACAAAUUCAGCUGCAGUUUUCUUAAUUAUUAAUAUAUUCUAAUAAUUAAUAAAUCAUUCUGUG
Messenger RNA from Lymnaea stagnalis (great pond snail), 2814 nucleotides. Lineage: Eukaryota; Metazoa; Mollusca; Gastropoda; Lymnaeidae. The record is from the annotation of a GenBank genome assembly.